GUGGAGGUAAUUCCGCGCUAUGGUUUCGAACCUUCCGAGGAGGGGGUGGAGAUGAUGCUCAGGAGCUUCACGUUGUUCCAUGGCGACCCGGACAUCUACAUCAACGAGGUCGCCAUCAAAGAGGCGCUCUCUUUGGAGGUGAAAGCCUCCAAGGCCGUUUGCUGCUCUGAUCUGGUUCUUCACGUAGAGCUUUACAGUACGCCAGCUUGCAGGCUUUUUCCGUCAGCAUCGUAG
Molecule: messenger RNA, 234 nt
Organism: Symbiodinium sp. CCMP2456
Lineage: Eukaryota; Dinophyceae; Suessiales; Symbiodiniaceae
Source: the annotation of a GenBank genome assembly